CCCUGGCUUACAUUCAGGGCGGGAUGUAAAUGUAUGGUGUUUUUUACUCACUUUUUGUCUCUCCCACAGAGUCCAUCAAAAUUACAUACAUAUUGCCAAUUGUGUAAAUUAGGUGAUGGCGUCAUUUAGCGACUUUUAGGACAGCCAAUAGCUACUUUCCUUACUGAGGAGUUGGCAACAUGGAAGAGGAGGGGGUGGAAAAAGUAAACUACAGUAUUGCGGCCAAAAACAUUACUACAAUUGGAGCGUAAUUGUUGUCGUCGUCCCGUACCCCAUCCCCCCCUCCCCUUAGGUGAGAAGGGACAAUGUUUUACGCCCACUUUGUCCUCAGCAAGCGUGGGCCGCUGGCCAAGAUCUGGCUAGCGGCCCACUGGGAUAAGAAGCUCACCAAGGCUCAUGUGUUUGAAUGCAACCUGGAGAGCAGUGUGGAGAGCAUCAUCUGCCCCAAGGUGAAAAUGGCCCUGCGUACGUCAGGUCAUCUACUCCUGGGGGUGGUGAGGAUCUACAACAGGAAAGCCAAGUACUUGUUGGCUGACUGUAACGAGGCGUUCAUCAAGAUCAAGAUGGCCUUCAGACCAGGUGUGGUGGAUCUGCCAGAGGAGAACAGAGAAGCUGCCUACAACGCCAUCACCAUGCCAGAAGAGUUCCACGACUUCGACCAGCCACUACCAGACCUAGACGACAUCGACGUAACCAAGCAGUUCACACUGAACCAGAGUCGAGUGGAAGAGAUCACCAUGAGGGAGGAGGUGGGCAACCUGAGCCUGCUGCAGGAGAAUGACUUUGCUGACUUUGGGAUGGACGACCGGGAGAUGAUGCGGGAAGAGAGUGCCUUCGAGGUGGACAUCAUCCACGAUGCAUCAGCCUCCAACCUGCUCCUAGACCCAGAGACCUCGGAGGCCCAGAUCCCAGACAAGUCCAACCACCUGGAGUACGACGACCAGUACAAAGACGACUUCGGAGAGGACCCCAUGGCUGACAGCGAAGGAGGCAUGCUGGUUGACAAGCUCCUCAGUAACGAGGAUGGGGGUGGCAUUUUUGAUGACCCUCCCGCCAUCACCGAGAGCGUGCUGAGGCUGCAGGAACAGGAUGACGAAGAUGAAUUUGAUGCCCUCUCACCGGGAGGUCCAGACAGCCCAGACUCAGGCCCAGCAGAGCCCCAGCCCGCCAUGCAGGACCAGACAGAGCAGACCACGCUGGUACACAACGAGGAGGAGGCCUUCGCCCUGGAGCCCAUCGACAUCACAGUGAAGGAAACCAAAGCCAAGAGGAAGAGGAAGCUGAUUGUGGACAACCUGAAGGAGUUGGAUAGCAAGACCAUCCGUGCCCAGCUCAGCGACUACUCUGACAUCGUCACCACGCUGGACCUUGCGCCGCCCACCAAGAAGCUGAUGAUGUGGAAAGAGACUGGAGGUGUGGAGAAGCUCUUCACCCUGCCAGCACAGCCUCUCUGGAACAGCAGGCUUCUCAAGACGUUCACCCGCACCCUGACCCCCCUGGUGCCAGACGAGAUGAGGAAGAGGAGGAAGGGAGGUGAGGCAGACAGCCUGAAUGAGUUCCUGAAGGACCUGGAAAACCCUGAGGUGCCCAGAGAGGAGGCUAUGCAGAGGGACAUCAUUGACCAGACCAUCCUGGAGGAGCCCAGUGUGCUGCAGGCAUUGGCCAUGGAGGGAAGCAGGACCACCCUGGACGAGUCAGUCAUGCCCCCACCCUCCUCCAUACAUGGCCAGCAACGCAAGGCCCAGGACACAGAGCCAGCCUUGCCCAUGGGUACUCUGGAACAGGCAGCCAACCAUUCAGGUGUGUCCCAGCAAUUGGACAUGACGGUGGAGCUGCCCCCUGAGGACAGCACCAACCUCAACCAGUUCCCCGAGCUGGACCUGAUAGGGGAGAAGACGGACAAGAAGGAUGGAGAGGACGACUCAGAUGAGGAGGAUGAGGAAGGUCAGGCCGGGGACCAGGACCGAGAGGAGAGGAGAUGGAACAAGAGAACUCAGCAGAUGCUCCACGGCCUGCAGAGGGUGAUGGCCAAUAUGGGGGCCCAGCAAAUUAGCCUGCUGGAUCUGUGCAGAAACAACAACAACAAGAAGCAGGCUGCAGCCAAGUUCUACAGCUUCCUGGUUCUGAAGAAACAGCAGGCGGUGGAGCUCAACCAGACUGAGCCCUACAGCGACAUCAUCGCCACCCCUGGAGCCCGCUUCCACCUCAUCUAGAGACAUGACACUGGCUGCUUUUACUCUAAAACUGUUGUUUUUUGUUUGUUUGUAUAGGAAGUUAUUUAGUUCUGACCCUGUGCUUUUUUUUUUUUACCUACACUGGACAAAAAUGUAAACGCAACAGGCAACAUUUUCAAAUCUAUGGA
Coregonus clupeaformis (lake whitefish) is the source of this 2362-nucleotide messenger RNA. Its product is annotated as double-strand-break repair protein rad21 homolog A. Gene Ontology annotation, molecular function: chromatin binding; protein binding. Gene Ontology annotation, biological process: synaptonemal complex assembly; mitotic sister chromatid cohesion; replication-born double-strand break repair via sister chromatid exchange. The record is from RefSeq and is a predicted model, not a curated record. Gene Ontology annotation, cellular component: synaptonemal complex; cohesin complex. The transcript is spliced from 14 exons. The coding region runs from base 306 to 2213 and encodes 635 amino acids. Lineage: Eukaryota; Metazoa; Chordata; Actinopteri; Salmoniformes; Salmonidae.